CACAGAAGAAGCUUGCGAGAAUAUUGUGAUUACGGUAUUACCCUUCACCAUUCAACCAAAUUGCCCUUAUUCCAGCGUUUGCCUUCAUUGCCAAUUCUUAAUUACACACCGAUUCUCCUUUUUCCUCAGACAUUUCGAUACUUUGAUUUUGAUCAGAUCCACAACGCUUAUCAUGACGCUUGGCUCUGCAGGAUCCAGUGUUGUGGUUCCAAGGAACUUCAGAUUGCUGGAGGAACUUGAAAAGGGAGAAAAAGGAAUUGGAGAUGGUACAGUUAGCUAUGGAAUGGAUGAUGGUGAUGAUAUUUUCAUGCGCUCUUGGACUGGCACCAUUAUUGGCCCCUAUAAUACUGUACAUGAAGGAAGAAUUUAUCAAUUGAAGCUGUUUUGUGAUAAAGACUACCCAGAAAAGCCACCAAGUGUUCGAUUUCAUUCACGGAUUAAUAUGACUUGUGUUAAUCAUGAAACUGGAGUGGUUGAAUCAAAGAAAUUUGGACUUCUUGCAAAUUGGCAACGAAGGUUUACGAUGGAAGAUAUAUUGACCCAGCUGAAGAAGGAAAUGGCUGCUUCACAUAACCGCAAGCUUGUGCAGCCCCCUGAAGGUACUUACUAUUAGUCUCCAAGAUCAUACCGAUAUUGGAUCAUAUUGCAUAUGCAGUAUGCAAUAUAUAUAUAGUAUGUAAUACUCUGGAUCUUUCUCAAUUCAAGAACAUACAGGGGAAUGCCCAAAAGUGACCCAUCUUUACUUCCAUUGCUUCAGAGUUGUUUUGUUGCCUUACAUUGUUAACCGUGUUGAAGGCAUGCUCUGAUGCUAAAUAUUGAAAUCAACUCUUAGUGUUUUUUUUUCUCUUUCUAAUUAUAACUGCGCUUCCCAUUUUGAUCUUUUA
This is a messenger RNA of Cajanus cajan (pigeon pea), 884 nucleotides long. Its product is annotated as ubiquitin-conjugating enzyme E2 variant 1C. NCBI's taxonomy places the organism in Eukaryota, Viridiplantae, Streptophyta, Magnoliopsida, Fabales, Fabaceae. The record is from RefSeq and is a predicted model, not a curated record.